Caretta caretta (loggerhead turtle) is the source of this 1846-nucleotide messenger RNA. RefSeq names its product eukaryotic translation elongation factor 1 alpha 2 (gene EEF1A2). The record is from RefSeq and is a predicted model, not a curated record. NCBI's taxonomy places the organism in Eukaryota, Metazoa, Chordata, Testudines, Cheloniidae. Gene Ontology annotation, biological process: translational elongation. Gene Ontology annotation, molecular function: translation elongation factor activity; GTPase activity; GTP binding.
CGCCGGCCCCGCCCCGCUCGGUACCGCAUUGCUGUAGCGCAGGGGGUCACUGCAUUGCGCCGGCACCGGCAAUAGGGGGACCCCCUCCCAGGGAGAUAAAGCCGCCGGAGCCGAAGCUGGCAGCCUCUGCUGUCUGAGCCCGGCGCCGCCACCGCCUCCACAAAAAAAACGCAGCUUUGCUUCCGCUCCUUUGCUAGCGUCGGCCCUUUCCAAUAUAACCCGAGAGGAUGGGGAAGGAGAAGACACAUAUCAACAUUGUCGUCAUUGGACAUGUGGACUCUGGGAAAUCCACCACCACUGGGCACCUCAUCUACAAAUGCGGGGGCAUUGACAAAAGGACCAUUGAGAAAUUUGAGAAGGAAGCUGCUGAGAUGGGGAAAGGCUCCUUUAAAUAUGCCUGGGUGCUGGACAAGCUGAAGGCUGAGCGCGAGCGUGGUAUCACUAUUGACAUCUCCCUGUGGAAGUUUGAGACCACCAAGUACUACAUCACCAUCAUUGAUGCCCCGGGCCACAGAGACUUCAUCAAGAACAUGAUCACAGGGACCUCACAGGCUGACUGUGCCGUGCUGAUUGUUGCCGCUGGUGUAGGUGAAUUUGAAGCUGGUAUCUCCAAGAAUGGGCAGACCCGUGAGCAUGCCCUCCUGGCCUACACACUGGGCGUCAAGCAGCUCAUUGUGGGCAUCAACAAGAUGGAUUCCACAGAGCCGCCAUAUAGCGAGAAACGUUACGAUGAGAUCGUCAAGGAGGUCAGCGCCUACAUCAAGAAGAUCGGCUACAACCCUGCCACGGUCCCCUUUGUGCCCAUCUCUGGGUGGCAUGGGGACAACAUGCUGGAGCCAUCUCCCAAUAUGCCGUGGUUCAAAGGCUGGAAGGUAGAACGUAAGGAAGGAAAUGCUAGUGGAGUGUCGCUGCUGGAAGCUCUGGAUACCAUCCUGCCUCCCACCCGCCCUACAGACAAACCUCUGCGUCUGCCCCUUCAGGACGUCUACAAGAUCGGCGGUAUCGGCACCGUCCCAGUGGGCCGCGUGGAGACGGGGAUCCUCCGGCCUGGCAUGGUGGUGACUUUUGCCCCAGUGAACAUCACCACUGAGGUGAAGUCGGUGGAGAUGCACCACGAGGCUCUGAGCGAGGCCCUGCCAGGAGACAACGUCGGCUUCAACGUGAAGAACGUCUCCGUCAAAGACAUCCGCCGUGGGAACGUCUGCGGGGACAGCAAGUCGGACCCGCCCCAGGAGGCAGCUCAGUUCACGUCUCAGGUGAUCAUUCUGAACCAUCCCGGCCAGAUCAGCGCUGGCUACUCCCCUGUCAUCGACUGCCACACUGCGCAUAUCGCUUGCAAGUUCGCCGAGCUGAAGGAGAAGAUCGACCGACGCUCCGGCAAGAAGCUGGAGGACAACCCCAAAUCCUUGAAAUCCGGAGAUGCUGCCAUUGUGGAGAUGAUCCCUGGGAAGCCGAUGUGUGUGGAGAGCUUCUCCCAGUACCCACCCCUUGGACGCUUUGCCGUGCGCGACAUGCGGCAGACCGUGGCUGUCGGCGUCAUCAAGAACGUGGAGAAGAAGAGCGGUGGUGCUGGCAAGGUCACCAAGUCGGCGCAGAAGGCCCAGAAGGCUGGCAAAUGAAUUGUAGGCUCCCCGUGCAUUGCGCAGAAACCAUCCCCGUCACCAGGAUGCUGUCAUCUUCUCCCUGAGGCGCAUGUGUGCACAUCAGCUUGUAAGAGUUUAUAUGUCAACGACUGGAUGCUAACCAUUAAGGUCCAGUGGAAAUUCUUUAAAAGGAAAAGCAUGUUCCAGCGUUUGUGAGGCUUCAUGUUAAUUUUACCAAUAAACUGGUGCAACAUCCACAGUGA